AAUUAAAUGAGGUCAUGGCUCACGUUUCUCUCGCUAAAUUCAACUUCGAGGGAGAAGUGGGUUAGGUGGUGGUCUGUACCAAACUCUAUUGCAUUACACUUUGGUCUACUUUCUCCUUUCUCCUUUGUUCUUCAUGCAUCUUCUCCUUCCUUCUUUGCGACAUGACCACAAUACAACAAAUCAUGACAAAUUAAAGAAUACCCAAUGCUCAAAACUCUAAUCCCUCAAUUGGGUAUCUUUCCUUUCCAAAUUUCACCAUAAAAAACUGAAGAUCAAAUCUAAUCAUGGAAGAAGAAGAAGGAAAUUUCCCAAUUCAAGAACAAACCCACAAACAUAAGCGAGAAAAAAGUGGAAUUUUAGGUCUAAUAAUGUCACCUAUACAUUGGAUUAGCAAAUUAUGUAAUGAAUUGCAUUGGACUUUUGUGAUGGGUGUGAUUGCAGUUUAUGGUAUAAGUCAAGGGUUAAGUAUGGGUUUAAGCCGUGUUACUAUGCAGUAUUAUAUGAAAGAUGAACAGAAAGUACAGCCCUCUGAAGCGCAAAUUUCAAUGGGAGUUGUUCGAUUUCCUUGGGUUGUUAAGCCUUUGUGGGGCCUUCUCACUGAUGUUCUUCCUCUUUCUGGUUACAGAAGAAGGCCAUACUUCAUUUUUGCUGGGUUUCUUGGGGUGACGUCGAUGCUCGUUCUGUCCAUUGUUGAUGGGCUACAUCUGGUACCUGCUGUGCUGUCUCUCAUGGCAGGAAGUGCUGGAGUGGCUAUAGCAGAUGUGACGAUAGAUGCCUGUAUCACAGAGAAUAGUAGCAGUCAUCCUUCGCUUGCUGGUGACAUGCAGAGUUUGUGUGGAUUAAGCUCUUCAAUCGGAGCUCUUGCCGGGUUCAUAAUCAGUGGUUUUCUCGUUCAUCUUAUUGGGUCCAAGGGUGUGUUUGGCCUGUUAGCAAUUCCGCCUGCACUAGUUGUUUUGGUUGGAUUGACAAUUAAAGACUCUCCAGUGCGGAAUUUCUCCUACAGUAGGGUAAAUGAGAAGUUUUUGGAUGCUGCAAGAGCUAUGUGGACCACGUUAAAGUCCCAGCACGUCUGGAAGCCAUGUCUUUACAUGUUUUCUUCCCUUGCUCUUGGCAUAAACAUCCAUGAGGGAUUGUUCUAUUGGUAUACAGAUGGGAAGGGAGGUCCAUCAUUCUCCAAGGAGAUUGUGGGAUCCAUAUAUUCAGUUGGGGCAAUUGGCUCUCUGUGUGGGGUUCUUCUCUAUCAGAACAUGUUGAAGAAUCGCCCUUAUCAUGACUUACUAUUUUGGACACAGUUGCUGCAUUGUGCAUCAGGAAUGCUGGAUUUAGUUUUGGUGCUUCGUCUUAAUCUAAAAUUUUUCAUACCAGAUUACCUCUUUGUUGUAAUAGAUGAAGGAGUUUCUCAUAUGAUCGGUCGUCUCAAAUGGAUGCCUUUGCUAGUACUUAGUUCCAAGCUUUGCCCUCCUGGUAUAGAAGGAACAUUCUUUGCGUUAUUGAUGUCCAUUGAUCAAGUGGGAAUGCUUACCUCAACUUGGGCAGGAGGAUUUGUUUUACAUAUAUUACAUGUAACGCGAUCAGAGUUUGACAACCUUUGGCUUGCAGUUCUAAUUCGUAAUCUUUUGAGAUUAGCGCCAAUAUUUUUACUGUUUUUGGUGCCAAGAACUGAUCCUAACUUGCCAGUGCUUCCUUCUGAAAUUUCAAAGACGAAAAGGGAUACUGAGACACUGGCAACUGAUAAUCUUGAGAUGGCCUCUCUUCUUUCAUAAUUCCAGCUGAUCAUGGUGUCAUUAGUCAGUCACUCGUGCUCAGAAGUGAAUUCUGACAAAGUCAGGAGCAUCUAAAGUCCGAAAUGGUUCAGGAAGCAAAUCUGGUUUUGGACAGUACAAUUAGCGUUGAGCAAAGAUCCAGAAAUCGGGGGGUAAGAAUUCCUUAAUGAUUGGAGAGCACAGCCUUUUGAAAAAUGUUUUGUUCAGAUUGUGAAGGAAAAAGUUGACACUACCAUUAUGCUCAAAGUUUUGGACAAUACAAGUUAUACAAGUUUUCAAGUAUUAGAUGAAGAUGGACGAGCCAGUUGCUUAGAUACUUCACUGCAAUUCUUGGGCUGUAAGGACAGAUUAGAUUUAAGAUGUAAAUCUAUGAAAUCUGAAUAGUUGGAGUAUUAUUUCUGGUACUUAAAAUGAUGUUUCAGCAGAAUGUAGAUGCUAUUCCGAAAUAUUAUCUGGAUGCUGAUAUGAAAAGUAUGACUAUCUUUGCAUUGUUA
Molecule: messenger RNA, 2257 nt
Organism: Beta vulgaris subsp. vulgaris (sugar beet)
Lineage: Eukaryota; Viridiplantae; Streptophyta; Magnoliopsida; Caryophyllales; Amaranthaceae
Product: probable folate-biopterin transporter 3
Exons: 5
Coding region: 285-1763 (492 amino acids)
Cellular component (GO): membrane
Source: RefSeq, a predicted model, not a curated record